UCUCAAUGUGCAGCUCAGCAUUUGGCGUUCGGUUGCUGUGAUACAUGGGUUACGAUACACGAUGAUUGAUGUGUGCCUUACCUUUGCAGGAAGACCGCCUAACCCCGAACUUGGCAAGCGGUGGUGGCCCAUAUCUUAUCGGAAUGCGGGGGGUCCUUUUCUGCCAGUCCCAAAAAAUAAUGGGGGCGAUGCGGUGAAGGGACAAUUCUAUGGUGUUGAUAGAUCUGCUUCGGCUCUCACAAAAAUACACAACACACCGACUCCCGAGCUGGAACAAUGCCCAAGGCUGCCAAGCAGAAACGUGCGGGGGGAAGCAAUGGCCCCUACGACCGGAAAGCGUCGAAAGGCUCGUCUUCGGCCAACACGAACAUCUUCAAAUUCGACAAGGACUUUGGCCAGCACAUCCUCAAAAACCCCGGCAUCAGCGAUGCCAUUGUCGGAAAGGCCUAUCUCAAGCCCACCGAUGUCGUCGUCGAAGUCGGCCCGGGUACUGGAAACAUCACGGUCCGAGCUCUCGAAAAGGCGAAGAAGGUGAUAGCGAUCGAACUCGAUCCGAGAAUGGGUGCCGAAGUCACCAAGCGCGUCCAAGGCACGCCCCUGGCCAAGAAGCUCGAGGUCAUCCUGGGGGACGUCAUUAAGAUGCCCGCCAUACCCCCCUGCGACGCCCUCAUUUCCAACACUCCCUACCAAAUCAGCAGUCCCCUCAUCUUCAAGAUGCUGUCCAUGCCGAACCCGCCCAGGAUCGCCGUGCUUAUGUUCCAACGAGAGUUUGCCAAGAGACUGGUUGCCAGGCCAGGCGAUUCGCUGUAUUCGAGGUUGAGCGUCAAUGUCAAUUUCUGGGCCACAUGUAAACACAUUAUGAAAGUCGGAAAGCAGAACUUCAAGCCGCCACCCAAGGUUGAAAGCGACGUCGUCAGAAUAGAGCCACUACUCGGAUCCGCACGGCCAAACGUGGCUUUUGAGGAAUUCGACGGUUUGCUCCGUAUUGCAUUCAACCGCAAAAACAAAACCCUCCGCGCCGCCUUCAGCAUAAAAGAAGUCCUCGCAAUGUGCGAGCGUAACUACAAAAUUUACUGCACCCUCCACAACAUCCCAAUUGACGAGUCCCUCGCCGACACCACCCCGGUCGCAACCACCGCCUCCGGAGACGAUGACAUGAACAUGAACGUCGACGACGACGACGACAACAAGGACGAAGCCGUCGAUGGCGAUGGCAUGGACACAGAUGAAGACGACAACGAUCAAGACGAAGACGACGAGGAUAUGCCCACCUUUUUCAAGGAACUCAAAGAAGCCGGGGCCAGUAAGGAGGCCAGUAAGACGCCUAGCCGGAACCCCAAGUCCAAGGUCGCCUUGGUCGUCAAGGCCAAGGUGGAUAAGGUGCUGACGGGGACUGGGCUGGGCGAGAAGCGGGCGAGGAUGUGUGAUCAGAAUGACUUUUUGAAGUUGCUUCUAGCUUUUCAUGAGGAGGGAAUUCACUUUUCUUGAUGGGUGCAGAUUUUAGAUAUACCGUGGACAAAAGUUGGGCAUUGCUGGCGUUUGGAGGUGGGAAAAUCGUAUAUGGCGUUUGAUCCUUGCCUGAGAUCUGAAGUCUUUUGCAAUUAAGAAUAAUCCAGAGUGCCCUCCCAUGCCAUUCUUGCUGGGAAUGAG
Molecule: messenger RNA, 1650 nt
Organism: Parathielavia appendiculata
Lineage: Eukaryota; Fungi; Ascomycota; Sordariomycetes; Sordariales; Chaetomiaceae
Product: rRNA adenine dimethylase
Exons: 11
Coding region: 277-1488 (403 amino acids)
Biological process (GO): rRNA methylation
Cellular component (GO): nucleolus
Molecular function (GO): rRNA (adenine-N6,N6-)-dimethyltransferase activity
Source: RefSeq, a predicted model, not a curated record